Molecule: messenger RNA, 755 nt
Organism: Carassius carassius (crucian carp)
Lineage: Eukaryota; Metazoa; Chordata; Actinopteri; Cypriniformes; Cyprinidae
Product: protein shisa-5-like
Exons: 3
Coding region: 153-680 (175 amino acids)
Source: RefSeq, a predicted model, not a curated record
ACCACAGCAGUGACAAGUGUGUUUUCAUUAAACCAGUGUGGUUUAAUUAAAUUAAUAAAUAAUGCAAUUUAAAUAAAUGAAAUGUUAAUAACAUUUUAAUAUAUUCAUUAGAUUUUAUAGAUUAUACUGAUAUAUGCUAAAGAGCUUUUCUAAUGCUUGUUGCUUCAUGUUUUUAUCUGUCCUUCAGUGGAAACAAUAAUAUUGCCAUUGAUAAUAUUCUCAUUGGCUCAUUAAUAACGGGGGGUGUGAUCCUUAUCGCUGUGUUCAUCACCUGCUGCGUCUGCCCCUGCUGCUGUAUCUAUAAAAUGUGUAGAACACCCAGACCUGUGGCAGGAGCUCAUGUGACUACAAUCUCAAAUACACAUUUCAUUCAGCAGCAGCCUGUAAUGCAGGGGGGCCAGUACCCACAAUACCAACCAGUGCCGACUCAACCGGGUUACGGUCAGCCAAUGCAGACGGGCCCGUAUCAGGGACAGCCAUAUGCACCAGGACCCCCACCCUCAUAUCACGUGGCCAUGAGUCCUGGAUAUCCCACUAGUCAGAGUGCAUAUGACGGAGGCCAGGCCAUGUACCCCAUGCAGCCGCCUGCCCAGCCGGGGGUCACGUAUUUGCCUUCAGAAACAUUGAAUCAGCCGGCCUACAACCCCGCCUACAUGCAGCCACCAAACAUCGCUUACUAAACCACAACCGUCUGUCAAAUUGCUGGACUGUGGAGGUUGACGCACAUUUCGCGAAGCAGUAAGAAUGUGGCCAAA